Arabis nemorensis is the source of this 2301-nucleotide messenger RNA. The record is from the annotation of a GenBank genome assembly. NCBI's taxonomy places the organism in Eukaryota, Viridiplantae, Streptophyta, Magnoliopsida, Brassicales, Brassicaceae.
AUGCUUCACAAUUUCCACACUUUCUUCUUCUCCAUUUCACUUCUCACCAUCACAGUUUCUGGGUAUGGCUCGACGGGAACAAUCGCCGCAGCUUUCGGCGAAAACGGGUUUUUCUGCGCCAUUGACGCAAGUGGGAAGCAAGAAGUUAUCUGUUGGGACAGAGGAAACACUAACCGAUCGUUAAACCGGUCUCCGGGAGAAAUCUCUGGUUAUUCACCACCGAUGAGUUCUCUCUCCGGUGGUGAAGGUUUUCUCUGCGCCAUUACGUCGAACACUUCGCGUGCGUUCUGCUGGAACCUUGAAGAUCCUUCUAAAAACCUCGUGCCUCGAGCUUUUCAGUAUAAUUCUUACUCACAGAUUGCUUCUGGUAAUAACCAUGUCUGUGCUAUAAGUGGAUUGUACUAUUCAGGUCCUGAUUAUGGUCCUGUUCAUUGUUGGGAGUAUACAAAUUUCACAUCUGAUGUUCUUUGGAAUUCUUCUUUUCAUAGUCCUUAUAUAGAUAGUCUCAUGUUUCGUAAGAUUGUCUCUGGAGAUGGAUUCACUUGUGGUGUUACUAAAGAUGAAGUUUUGGUUUGUUGGGGACCAAAAUCAAACCGUUUAGGUAUCUCCAAAACCGAAGAAUUCGAGGUUUUGGCUUCUGGUAGGAACUCAGUUUGUGGUGUCAGUAGAGCUUCAGGUCAGCUUCAAUGCUUUGGAGAUGAAACAGAGUUUGGGGAAUUACCAAAUCGAGCUCGGUUUAUCGCUCUUUCGGCUGGUGCUAAUCAUUAUUGCGGUAUUCGAGAGGACGAUCACGGUGUUGAGUGUUGGGGAAGAAACCUGAAUUUAUCAUCUUCAGCUCCUAAUACUUCAGGUUUUGUGGCGAUUUCGUCUUCUGAUUCAACAACUUGUGGGGUUAGAGAACUUGAUUUGGUUCUUGAUUGCUGGAAAGUCCAUGAUUCUUCGAAACCAGAGUAUAGUCCUCCUUUGGAGCUAUGCAGCCCCGGGUUGUGUUCGCCUCGUGGUAAUUGCGGUGAUGGAUGGUUUGCUUUCAACGCAAGCAUCUUGAAAGAAUCUGAACUCACGAGCUUGUGUUCGUUUCAUAACCUCAACAUUUGCUUACGAUGCGGGAUUGAUUGUUUGGAUGGGUAUUUCCCUUCUAGCAUUUGUAAUCCAAACGCGGAUCGAGUCUGCACUCCUUGUUCACUAUGUCAGAACAGUUCUUGCUCUGAUAUCUGUAAGAUUCGGGUUCCCAAGUCGCGGCAGCACGAGCAGAAAGAGGUCCGGAGAUUGGUGAUCAUCAUUGGAUGCUCUGUUUUGGGUUUUUUGGUUAUGUUGAUCGGUUUGUCUUUCAUUCCGAGAAUGACGAAAGGUAGCAAAAGAGAUGAAGAAGAGAGAAUCAAAAUGACUUGUUGCUUUUGUUUCGAUAAGAAUUCCGUCGAAGCUGAUCCUGAUCCCGUCCCUCAGUCGGUUCUUCUCCCGACCGCUGUAUCUCUCGGGGAGACUAAAAUCUUCCGUCUCUCGGAACUGAAAGACGCGACUCACGGGUUCAAAGAAUUCAACGAGCUCGGAAGAGGUAGCUUCGGGUUUGUCUACAAAGCUGUUUUGUCUGAUGGGAUACAAGUCGCGGUCAAAAGAGCGAAUGCUGCAACGAUCAUUCACUCUAACAACCGAGGUUUCGAGUCCGAGCUAGAGAUUCUUUGCAAAAUCAGACACAACAAUAUUGUAAAUCUGUUAGGGUAUUGCUCGGAAAUGGGGGAAAGGCUUUUGGUUUAUGAGUACAUGCCGCACGGUACGCUCCAUGAUCAUCUCCAUGGAGAUCUUUCUCAAUUGGAUUGGAGCAUGAGAUUAAAAAUCAUGUUGCAGGCUGCAAGAGGACUUGAUUACUUACACAACGAAGUGGAUCCUCCGAUAAUUCAUAGAGAUGUGAAAACAUCAAACAUCUUGUUGGAUGGCGAAAUGUGCGCAAGAAUUGCGGAUUUCGGAUUGGUAAGCUCGAAUGAAAGGGAUUCAAGCAAGAGUGAUAGAGAAGGCGAUGUUUAUGACUUUGGUAUUGUUCUUCUUGAGAUACUAAGCGGGCGAAAAGCUAUCGAUAGAGAAUCUGAUCCUCCCGGGAUUGCGGAAUGGGCGGUUCCUUUGAUCAGAAAAGGAAAAGCAGCUGCGAUUAUCGAUAGGAACAUUGCAUUGCCAAGAAAUGUAGAGCCUUUGCUUAAAUUGGCUGAAUUAGCCGAGCUUGCGGUGAGGGAAAACCCGAACGAGAGACCUAAUAUCAGAAAUCUCCUGAGUUUUCUUGAUCUCAUCGUUAAGUCAGGACUCACCUUUUAA